Molecule: messenger RNA, 1872 nt
Organism: Oncorhynchus kisutch (coho salmon)
Lineage: Eukaryota; Metazoa; Chordata; Actinopteri; Salmoniformes; Salmonidae
Product: zf-A20 domain-containing protein
Exons: 6
Coding region: 170-817 (215 amino acids)
Molecular function (GO): DNA binding; zinc ion binding
Source: RefSeq, a predicted model, not a curated record
UCACGGUCGUUGUCUCGAAUGUCGGGAGCUAGCGCUUGUUAAGAGGCCGCGCGCACAGAAGGGAAGGAUUAUUACUACAUUCUGGAGAGCAAGGUCGUCGACAUCUGCAGCACUUCGUAUUUCAGGAAUAUCCUGUCCCCCCCCCCCUCCCCUCCCUUUGUCAGAGAGCAUGGCUCAGGAGACCAAUCAGACGCAAGUGCCAAUGCUUUGCACUAUGGGCUGCGGUUUCUAUGGUAAUCCCCGCACCAACGGCAUGUGCUCAGUCUGCUACAAGGAACACCUGCAGAGACAACAGGGCGUGGGCCAUUCCAGCCCCCCAGGUGAGAAAGGCUCGGUUGCUUCAUCGCCAGUGGGGUCCCUGGGAGCAGCUGGUGUGUCGGUGAAGCGCCAGACAGCGGAACCCAGCGUGGAAGGGGUCACUCUGCCCGAGGAAAGGACAUCCAGUCCCAGCUCCCCCAGCCCAGUAACCCAGCAAAUGACAGCCAUGAGUAUCUCCCAGGAUACUGGAGCCACUGACUCAGACCAGGCUAAUGGGGAAGAGGAGGGGACAUCCAAAAACACAGAGCCAGUGGGUGAGGCAGCCCAGACCUUGUCUGAUGGUGAUCAGACCCCUGACAAAAAUAAGAAGAACCGAUGCUUCACUUGCCGGAAGAAAGUGGGCCUCACGGGCUUCGCUUGUCGCUGUGGUAACCUGUUCUGCUCCAUUCACCGCUACUCUGACAAACAUGACUGUCCUUACGACUAUCGAGGUGCUGCCGCAGCACGCAUACGCAAGGAGAACCCUAUCGUGGUGGCUGAGAAGAUCCAGAAGUUAUGAGGACUGAGUAGAAAAGUCUGAUGUGCAAAUUGUGGAACAAUGGUGGCAUGGAUAAUACCAGAUAAAAUUGUUUCAUGGUAGGAUAAGGUGGGUGGGGUGGCGGUGUCACAGCCCCUGCCCAGCCACUUCCUUUAACAUCUCCCUCUCUCUCCUAGGGUGACCGCUUGAGUGUGAAUGCCUGUGGUGAGAUGGUCUGUGUGUGUGCAGUAGGGUUUGGUGGGCAUUAGAAGUCUACUGUGGGGAAGGAAGACAUUUCAUUUUUAACCUUUUUAUUGUUUCUUAACUUGGGGGGACUUGAGUUAGUUUUUAUAUUACCCCCGUGUGGUGGUUAAAAUGAACCAGAAGUAACAUGUUGAAGAGCAUGCUACAUCUCCGAUAAGGACAUCGGGAGGUCAAGUUAAGAUCCAUGCUGGGAGUUUCUGUGUAUCAGCAAUAUCUUUUGAGGGCUAGAGAUUAAUUUACUCCCAGAGAAAAACCCUUGUCCAGUUUCUGACAAAUGGGCCUUUUUGUUGUAACUUUUCUUUCCCUUCUGACCCUUAGAUGAAUAGUUCACAACAUGGCAACAUUUUUUCAAGAAAUGUUCUUUGACUUACUGAUAUUGGGUGCAUGAAAGAGCCUCUAUGAGUGAUUGAGAUUGUUUGAGUGUAUGACAUCAGAUCUAUAUUAAUAUAUUGUCCUUAGCUUGAGUUUUUUUUUAUAUUGAAUUUUUAAAAUAUAAUUAGGUUGGUUUGUCCUGGAGGAUUGGCAGCAUGUCAGAAAAUCACAUGUUUUUGUACUGAACCUUUCAAUGAUAUUUUAGCAUUUCCAUCUGAUUUAUGUAACCAUUUAAAAAAUACAACUUCUGAUAUGUGAUGGAGUAGAGUCCUGUUAAUAUGUUCAGGUUAGGACAGUGCAGAAAAUUCAAUUUAUUAUGGAAUCAAAGCACAACAAUUAAAGUUAACUGCAGAGCAUAAGACAUUGAAUGUGCAAGUUAACUUACGUACUCGUACUUGUUUUCUUCAGCAUCCGGGUCUUUAUACACAGCUCAAAAAAAUAAAGGGAACACUAAAAUAACA